AUGGUGAAGGCGAUCGACUUUGACUUUGGCAAUAAUGCAGAAGUGACUUAUUCCAUUAGCACGCUAACGGAUCCCGAGUUCAGCCAGAUGUUCUCUGUCGACCCCGUCUCCGGGUGGGUCAGGGUGGCCCAGGAACUGGACUUUGAAAACCACAAACAAAUUAGUUUGACGCUUACAGCUUCGGACAGAGGAGAGCCUCCACGGCAGUCAAAUUGUUUGGUGGAGAUCACACUCACAGAUGUCAAUGACAACGCUCCGAAGCUUCUAUUCGAACCAGGCAGCUUAACAAAUUUCGCCUUAGUGCCGGAAAAUGAAAUUGCUGGUCGCAUUGUCGCCGUGUUCACCGCCAGUGAUGAGGACAGCGGAGCCAACGGAGAGGUGGUGUGCUCGAUUAAGUCCGUGAGCAAAAUCGAAGUUGAUGCAACAAUGGAGGAAGAGGAGUACAACAAUGGGAAGGAGGAAGAGGGGGAUAAUGAGGGAAUGGAAGGAAAUAACUUCUUCAAACUUGAGCUUAUGGCGUUGCCGUUUGCAAAAGUUUACCAGUUGUCAACGGCGGCGGUAUUUGACCGAGAGGCGGGCGGGCGAUACCGUGUCUGCAUCAUGUGCUCAGAUAAGGGCUCAAGGCGCCAAAACACCACAGGGAGUGUGAUUGUGCGCAUCCAGGAUGCGAAUGACCACUCGCCCGAAUUUCCGACCAGUCACUUCAAUUUUCGGGCUCCAGAAAAUCACCGCAUUGGCAGUCCUCUCUUCACCUUAACUGCGGAGGAUCCCGACGAAGGUGAGAACGCCACUGUGUUCUACUACCUCAUCUCUUCAGAGGAUGUAUUUGCUCUAAACAAUCGAACUGGAGAGGUGAGUCUGCGUCAGCCGUUGGACUACGAGAAGAAAACUCAGCACAAUUUCACAUUACUCGCUGUGGAUGGAGGUCAACCACCAUUAACAGGCUCCGUUACUGUCACUCUAUUCGUUGAAGAUGCCAAUGACAACGCCCCAGUUGUGACCUCUGAUCUCAUCCUCUCUGCUUGGGAAAAUCAUUCAGCUACGGACCCCAUUGGUGCCAUAUCAGCAAUGGAUCUUGACACAGGAUUAAACGGAAAUUUCUACUUUAAAAUUGCUUCCAUUAAGCCUUGCUUCUGUGGUGUGGCACCGAUGGAAGAGAAGAUGACCAAUUUCAACGACUCUCUCUGCUCGUGGGCUCUGGAAAUGGUGAAUAAGUGUGACGUAAAUUUGGUAGACAAAACCCAUCGACUGUGCAGUCGAGCGCCUCUCAAAUUUGCCCCCUCUUGGACCUCCAAGGAGUAUCGCAGGUUCCUCAUGACGGAGCGGGGGGACAUUUACCUUCGGUAUUCCAACCUAGACAGGGAGACCGUUCCCGUCUACUUGAUUCAGGGCUCGGUAACCGACCGUGGGCAUCCACCCCAAAGCACCACUUUCUGUGCAACUGUAGUGGUCAAAGAUGUCAAUGACUGCCAUCCCAAAUUCACCUUCCCGGCUCUCACUAAUAACACUGUUCUUGUGCGACUGCCAAUACUGCGGGGCGAACCGCUCGUGCAGUUGCACGCUACGGACAACGACGCCAACGAAAAUGGUGAAGUUCGUUUCGGGUUUGCUGAGGAGUCGGAGAGCUCUGUGGCCAGUCUAUUUGACAUUCAUCCCUACACAGGUCUCAUGGUCUCCAAGUACAAUCUACAACUCAGAGAUUUGGAGUUCGUUGGCUCUCCAGCCUCUAUUUUGAAGCAGACUCAUGUGGUGCGAAUAAAGGUAGUCGAUCAGGGAACGCCUUCGCUUAUCUCCUACGCCAACUUGCGAGUGCGUUUCCAAAUGCGGUCAAACUCAGAAGUGAAAGCUGAUUUUCCGUCUCUCAAAGAGCAGCUGAUUCUGCAACGACGGCAGCAGCAUCACCAGACUGCAGAUCCUUAUGAGGAAUACAGAGGACUUCAGGCGGAAACGACGCGGUCCUUCGAUCGCACCACAUGGCGGAGCAGCGUCGUUUUCAUAAUCCUCUGUGCAUUCUUUCUCGUUCUCCUUCUCUUUCUAGCGGUCCUCCUCCUCGCUAUUUUCAUCCGACGCUCCCUCCAUCCCCUGUCUCCCUACAUCUCCACUACCACCUCCUCUUCGGUCACAGCCACUACGGCCUCUCGGCGUGCUCCAUUGGCUCUCUUCAUCUCCCCCAUGCAUCACCAUCAGAACCCUAACUACCAGCUCAGUGGCAGCUCCCUCACACUUCCCCUACCCGUUACUCCUUGUCACACACUGCCUCAUAACCUCCCACAGACUUCUGGACUCUGUGGUUCGGGUGACCUGUCCAUUGAUUCUAGUGCUGUUUGA
Hydatigera taeniaeformis is the source of this 2328-nucleotide messenger RNA. The record is from the annotation of a GenBank genome assembly. NCBI's taxonomy places the organism in Eukaryota, Metazoa, Platyhelminthes, Cestoda, Cyclophyllidea, Taeniidae.